Molecule: messenger RNA, 1224 nt
Organism: Cynara cardunculus var. scolymus (artichoke)
Lineage: Eukaryota; Viridiplantae; Streptophyta; Magnoliopsida; Asterales; Asteraceae
Exons: 5
Coding region: 1-1224 (407 amino acids)
Source: RefSeq, a predicted model, not a curated record
AUGAAAGAUGGUGAAUCGGUGGACGAUUUCGCUUUGAGAUUGAACACAAUUGUGACCGGUAUUCGAUCUCUAAGUGAAAAGGUUAAAGAAAUCAAAAUGGUGAAGAAGUUUUUAUGGGCCGUUCUGGAACGAUUUAUGCUAAUAUUGUCGUCAAUUAAACAAUUUGGAGACUUGAAGAACAUGACGGUGGCAGAAGUUAUGGGUAGGCUUAAGACCCAUGAAGAAAGGCUACGGGGCUUUGGAGAUCGAGAAGGAGAACCUUCACUAUUGCUCAUUCAUGUCGAGUGGUCAUCAUGGUCCAAGCGAACCGAUGAGAAAGACUUUUUGAAUGCUCCAAGGGGAAGAAGAGGAUUAUGUGGACGUGGUCGUGAAUGCCCAAAUAAGAGGCAUGGUGAUGAGGCAAACCUCACUCAAACUGAAGAUGAAGAAGUCGCUUUGAUGAUGGCUAUUACCAGUGAGGAGGAACCCAACAAAGUCUUCCUAGAGGAGAAGAUUUCAGUUAAUCUUCUUAUGUCCGGCGAACUUCGAGUUGAAUCCAAUGUUUGGUUUCUCGACAACGGUGCGAGCAACCACAUGAUGGGAGAUUGUUUAAAGUUCCAUGAGCUAGACGAAAUGAUUUCGGACCAAGUGAGGUUUAGGGAUGGCUUAACGGUAACGAUUAUGGGGAAGGGAUCAAUUUUAUUCGAUUGCAAGAAAAGUGAUCAACAACUUCUAAAUGAGUCGGUGGUCGUGGGUUUAUAUGCUCUCCCAAAAUUCGAAGCCUUGGAUGCAUUUAAAUGGUUGCCAUUUAAAAAACUUGAUGAUCGAAGCAAAAAGAUGGUCUAUUUUGGUGUCAAAGAUGAAACGAAAGGCAACCGUUUAUUUGAUCCACAAGAUGGGAACUACGGGUUGCUUGUGAUGUGUUUGAGGAAAAAGAAGGAUGAAACUGGUCCAAAGAAACGGAGGAACCAAAAACACCCCGUAACCGAAGCUACUAAGUCUGGACAGCCCCAUUUAGAGGCUGUACAUGAAGACUCAGUUUCUAAUUCUAUUGCCCUUGAGCCGAUUUCAUCAUCUCCUUCAUUUGCCAACAGCUCGUCAACCGAAAUUGGACCUCAAGGACUUCAUUCAUUAGCUGAUGUUUAUAAAUACGCCAAGAAUAUGACUCUUGACCCUGAGGAGCUAAUGAUGAUUGAUGUGGAUCAACCAUCAACUUUUAAAGAGACAGUGAAUUUUAGAGAAUAG